UCGCCAGACGGCCUGCUGAGAGGUUGGGUGCAGUGUCUCUCUCAUUGCCUGGUACCCCAGUGUAUAACAUUAACUCUAAACCUACUAACCGGCAUAUCGGUGUCGCCCGCUGUACCAUACAGUGGUCGCUUAACCAGUGCUCGACGCUUGUACAACAUUUCCUCCUCUGUACCGGCCUCUUCUACACUACACUAAUCAUUUCCUGUAUCACUGUACAGCGCUUCGUCCAUACUGUACCGGCGUCUGAUUCUUAACUGUAACUUUGUACCCACUUAAGAAGUGUACCGAUCCACCCGCCUUCAUGUGAAGAACCUUGUGUGUAUGUGUAUGUGUAUGGGUGUAAGAGUGUGUAUGAGUGUGUAUGGGAAGUGUUACAUAUUUGUGUUUAAACAAUAUUAAUGAAAAUAUAAACUAAAAGUAAAAAAAAACAUAAUCAUGUUAAUUUAAUAAACAAAAUUGAAAAACAAUGUCUCGGCAAAUAUACAUAAGAUGAACAAGAUAUCUAUACACCAAUUUAAUGAAAAGGAACAAGAGUUAUACAUAGUUAUACACCUUGUAUAUAGAUAUGUAUAACUUUUACAUAGAACAAGAGUUAUAUAUAUACCCUGUGUACUUGUUAAAUUAAAAACAUACAACUAGCAGUACAAAAAAAGUAGGGAACAAACAAGAAACUGGAAAUAGACAAUAAACAAGAAACUGGAAGUAGACAAUAAACAAGAAACUGGAAGUAGACAAUAAACAAGAAACUGGAAGUAGACAAUAAACAAGAAACUGGAAGUAGACAAUAAACAAGAAACUGGAAAUAGACAAUAAACAAUAAACUGGAAGUAGACAAUAAACAAGAAACUGGAAGUAGACAAUAAACAGCAAAGAAACAACAUCAAAGAAAAACACCAAACAAGGUGUUAAGAACAAACAUACCAAGGAUCCAAGAAGCACACACAAGCAAACAAUGAACAAACAACAGCAAACAAACUGAUCGAGGCACUGGAAUCAAUUAGAUGAGGCGCGUUUGAUCGCUGGCCGGAGGAGGAGACAACACAACAGAGUGCGACGAUGAAGGUGUUGAGGGACUGGUUCUGUCUACGUCGGCUACAGCUGCUCCUCCUCCUGCGUCUGGCAGUGUGUCUGGAGGAGGACGGGACUGCCGAGGUGGGUGACGACGAUGCUGGAGGAGGAGGAGACGAAGGAGGACCACGACUGAGGACUCACGAAGGACCUCAUUUCCUCCACGACCGUCUCAACCUUAACGUCUCGGUCCAGUUAGCCUCCACCGCCUACCUCCACUGUCGCAUUGCCGGACUCAAGGACCAGUCGGUGUCGUGGUACAGAAAGAAAGGAGACGAGAUUCACCUUAUCACCUUCGGCUUCCAGACUUACCACAAUGAUGACAGGUUCGCCCUGACCUUCGAGCAGCCCAGUGACUGGCGGCUGCGUAUACGCUACGUCCAGCGUCGAGAUGAAGGGACCUACCAGUGUCAGGUGUCCACCCAUCCUCCCCUGAUCCGCAGCAUCCACCUGCAGGUGGUUGAGGCCGCCAUCCAGAUCCUGGACGAGCGCGGGGUGGAGCUAAGAGAGAAGUUCUACCGUGCAGGCUCCACCAUCGAACUCCAGUGUCACGUGGCCGACGUUCCCACGGCAACCUCGCUCCAAAUGGCAUGGUACCAUGGCAACCACAGACUCAACUAUGACGACUCCCGGGGCGGCGUCAGCGUCAAGACGGAGCUGCGAGGUUCUGUGGCCCGGUCGUGGCUCCGAGUUAGUAACGCUGUCAGACAAGACUCCGGUACUUACUAUUGUAACGUUACCCACCUGGCGGCUACCAGCGUCACUAUACACGUGGUACCAGACGAGUACCCGGCGGCCAUCCAGAGAGGGUCCAGAGCAUCUUCGUGGAGAGGCAUCAUGUUGCUGGCCUGCCUCGCCUCCUCCUUCCUCCACACCUUCCUCUCCUGCUGCUCUCCGCCACACAGAUAAAGUCGGCUUCACCGCUGGAGGUCGAACCAAGAAAAGUCAAGAGAACUCUGAGGCUGAGGAAAGUUUGAAAGGAGCGUAUCUUAUUUUCUCUUCCUCCGCACUUCCUCACUCUCUCUCUCCCUCACCUCUCCUGCUACUGGUGCUGCUUCGUCUGCUACUUUUAAUGUGUUCUGUUAUACCAGUUUAAGACGGUCAGAGACGGCGAAUGUGCUGGACGCAGUACCAAGAAAAGGCAAGAAGGGUGAAGUGUCUUGUUGAUAGAGUUGAUACGUCUACUGCUACACUUUUUGCGUCUGUUACGUCUACUGCUACAGUUUCUACGUCUAUUGAUGACGAUGAAGACGUUUAUGGUUAUAACAGUGGUGUAGUUAAGUAAAGUCAGUUCGCUCCCUCGUUCUUUGUUGUUUCUGCUUGUUCUGUUGCUGCUACUGUUGAUUCUGCCGUUAUUGUUGAUGUCGAUGCUCCUUUUUUGUGUUGGUGCUGCCUCUGAGCUCCCUAUUAAUGGUUCUACUGUUGCUUGUGAGUCACAUGGAACCCAGAAAGGACGAACUGAAACGUCUAUCGUACAAGAACUUAUUCAUAACUUAUUCUUAUCAUAAUAUAAACCUUGGAAAUGUCUGUAGCCCAUGAUGAACCUGUUGAAACUGUUCCAUGUGAUCCUGGUACUGUUUCUGAAGAGGCUGCUACUGUUCCUGAAGAUGGUGUUACUGUUCCUGAAGAUGGUGUUACUGUUCCUGAAGAUGCUGCUACUGCUACUGCUGCUGGAUCUGAUUCUGUUGCUUCCACUGAGUGUUCAUGUUGCAGGACACACCACUCAGGGAUGGAGAGUUGUGUUAAAAAAGUUCUUCACAGAACCGAAUGUCGCCUGUGUAAUGGUGCUGUUGUUGGCCGGUGUCUCCCUCAAGUCUUGUGUUUACCUCCUACAAAUCUUCCUCCAUUGCUCCUCAGUAAAUUUGUUGUCACCGUUGCUGCUUGUGUGUCUCUUGUCCUGUUCUUGCAAUGCAACUUCUGUUCUAGCUUAUUAUAUUGCAAUUAUUACAUCUGUUUUGUCUCAUCUUCUAUAAACAUUUGCUAUUUCUAUUGUAACUGCCGCUGCUAUUUGUGUUCUUCAAAUAAUUUUUUUGUUGGGGAUAGUUCUCAGACUUUUCUGAUGUUAUUCUCGUGGAAUUUCUUGUUCCUGUUGUAGCUACUAAAUCUAACGUUAGUUCUACAUCUGGAGCUCCUGAAAACAAUCCUGAUUGUUAUUUAUUUAACAAUAAAUACUGUUGUUAGCGUCUAGGUGACAAUUAAGUCGUGACAUAAAUAUGACGCUAAGAAAGUUUAUCUGAGCGCAGUCACAUGAACUUAGAGAGACAAGAAGGUGCGAGAGAUUUACUUCUGCUCAUUCAAGGGAGAGGAAAUAAAGUUUAUCACCGUAUUUGUGACGCUAACGAGAAUGAUCUCGAUUUUAUAACAAGAAUUAAAGCCACACUCCUGAGAACUCAACAUAGCUUUUAAGACGAUUCCAGUUUACUUGAGAGUUAAAAAUAAAACCAGAUUUUUUGUCCAGAAUGUCGUGUUAUCAGGCCUCACUUUGGCCACUACAAAGUGACGUGUUACAUGGAAGACAGUGGGGAUAUACAAAGGUCGGGUUAUGUUCCUCAGUAGUGAAAUACAUAGAAAGUCACUGCAUCAAACAUGCACGCUCCUCGCAUAUAUACAUACACAUAUACAGCCUCACACACAUAUACCCAUCCCCCACUUAUACAUAUAAACUACCCACAUAGAUACACCCAUCUCUCCUGCUCCACAUACAUACAUACACUCCCUAUACACACAAAAAACACCCAUCCAUACACAUACGCCCUACACACAUUAUAUA
This is a messenger RNA of Procambarus clarkii (red swamp crayfish), 3838 nucleotides long. Its product is annotated as lachesin. Gene Ontology annotation, biological process: synapse organization. Gene Ontology annotation, cellular component: neuron projection membrane. Lineage: Eukaryota; Metazoa; Arthropoda; Malacostraca; Decapoda; Cambaridae. The record is from RefSeq and is a predicted model, not a curated record.